Cajanus cajan (pigeon pea) is the source of this 1338-nucleotide messenger RNA. Lineage: Eukaryota; Viridiplantae; Streptophyta; Magnoliopsida; Fabales; Fabaceae. The record is from RefSeq and is a predicted model, not a curated record.
CUCGCUCUCAGUUUAUCAUUAUUGUGUCUGUCUCACUCAUCAUUCGUUUGGGUUCUUCUCUCUUCGAAGUUCAAAUGGCUGUAGAGAAACAAAGUAGGACAACAAAGAAGUCAAAGAACACGGACAAGGGUGUUGGGACUUGGUGUUGCUGUGAUCUUGCAUCUCGACAAGAAGUGUAUUGUUUUUUCUUUGGUGAAUUCAAGAAUUGCUUUCUAUCACUUGGUUUAAUUUAAUCUGUACUACUUUUUCUAAAGAAUGACCGGAGUGCUCAUUUCUGGGGAUGAUCUUUAUUGAUAAUUUAACAUUGAAUGAUAGAAUGUAUAUGCAUCUGUUGUGAUUGGUUCCGAUAUAGUUCCUAUGUUGGUAUUAACAAGGUAGGACCAGAUCCAUACUAUAUGGAACCAACAUCUUGUAACAAUGGUGUUGCCGAAACAUGAUAAAGAAUCUUUUUUGCGCUUACAGUAAGAAGAUUUCAUCUCCUUGCAGAAAGGUCAACAAUGGCGUUGCUGCCUUAGAGAAACCAUGCUGCCAGCCAAAAAUCCCAAUAAAGGAAUAUGUUUAUUUUGGGUAGUGAUACUAAGGAGUACCUAAGGAGGCCUCCAAUAUAAUUAUAUGAAGGUGUUGGGACUUGGGGUUGCUGGGCUAGGCUGGUGUGUGAUCUUGCAUCUCGACAAGAAGUGUGUUGUUUUUUCUUUGGUGAAUUCAAGAAUUGUUUUCUGUCACGUGGUUAUAGUAGCAAUAAACUGUGCAGAUAUUCUUUACCCCACCCUUAUGCAUUCUUGGCUACUGGAUUUUAAAAUUGAGUUUUUGCACCCAAUUGAAGAAGGGCUCAGAUUCUACAGAUCCAUUCAAGGAGGAAUGAAUGUUCACCUUGAUGUCAACUUUGAAGAACUUGCUUCUUCUACAGGUGAUUUCAAUGGAGCACAACUAAAGGCUGUAUGUGUUGAGGCUGGCAUGUUGGCACUGUGCUGUGAUGCAAUCGAGAUAAUAAAGAAUGUUAGUCACAAAAAACUGAGAUUGUUUGAAAUUUGUUGAACAUAAUAAAUCGUAGUGAGAUAUGGGAGACAUCAAGAUUUGUGAUUUUCAACAAAUUGCAAACAAAAUAAAAAGUGUUAGACUCAAAAUCACUUGAGAUUAUUUGAAGUUUAUUGAAAAUAAUAAAUUUUAGUGAGAUGCUGGAGUCAUCGAGAUGUGUAAUUUUCAAUAAAUUUCAGCUAUUAAUAGUUAGACAAAAUAUUUGAUAUUGCUUGAAUUUUGUUAUAAACAAUAAAUCUUAGUGACAUGCAGGAGUUACCAGGUUUUUUAAUUUUCAAUAAAUUACAACUAUUAUUAGUGUUA